CGUCUGUGACAACAGUAUGGAAAUGCUGGCAGAAAACAACUUGCAGCUUCCUAAAAUAACCACAGAAGACAUGUGCUUCUCCACAGAAUUCCAAAAGGACAAAUGUCUGAAUAAGAUCCACCAUGACCUGUUGAUAUUUGAGAUCUAUUUACUGCAUGUGAAGGAGACUUUCAGAAGCGAGAGAAACACUGUGGAGUCUAUAGAAUACAAGACCAAAAUAUUAGCAGGGGCCGUUAAGAGGAUGAUGAAAAGCUCUAAAACAGAAAGUGAUGACAAAGAAACACAGACCGAUACCCAGAUCCCCCAGGUUCUAAAGUCAGAGAACCUCUGGAUACAGAAACUCACAAACCGACUCAUCCUGCAAGCUUUUAUUGACUAUAUACAGAAAACUGCAAGAGCAGUAAGAUAUAUUGUUACUUUCCAUGGUGGAAAUAAGAUUUAGGUGUAAUCAUGCCUCUUCUACUUAUUAUACUGUGCUACUGUGUGGCACUGAAAAAUAUUAGUCUCUACAGAGAACUAACCACUUUAUAAUUUAAAUUCUCUUUUAUUAUGAAAAGACAUUAUUACA
This is a messenger RNA of Xenopus laevis (African clawed frog), 568 nucleotides long. It is a transcript of the gene il6.S, whose product is annotated as interleukin-6-like. NCBI's taxonomy places the organism in Eukaryota, Metazoa, Chordata, Amphibia, Anura, Pipidae. Bases 17 to 442 code for a protein of 141 amino acids. The transcript is spliced from 3 exons. The record is from RefSeq and is a predicted model, not a curated record.